Molecule: messenger RNA, 3285 nt
Organism: Oncorhynchus gorbuscha (pink salmon)
Lineage: Eukaryota; Metazoa; Chordata; Actinopteri; Salmoniformes; Salmonidae
Product: protein yippee-like 5
Exons: 3
Coding region: 391-756 (121 amino acids)
Source: RefSeq, a predicted model, not a curated record
UCCUUUCAACACACCCACUCGCCCAUAUUCCGGUUUCCAUAUUGAGCUGUAGCUAACUCCUUCUCAAACGAUUUGGUUGAAAAAUCUUACUAACGCUACCCACUAGAGAGCAGAAUACUGUGUUCAUAGCUGAAAUGCUGUUCGAUUUAAGUGCCAGUGCGACGUUCUACGUCACGUCAUCGUACCGGAUGUUGAUACAGAAUCCGCAGGAACAGCUGGGAGAGAACAACAAAGCGACAACGAACCCAACAGACUUUGGGGAAUAAAAUUAUUCACGUGGAAAAGGACGGCUUAGCUACCAAUAGCUAAAACCCAACUAGUCGAAAAGUCUUUAAACGAGAGCAGCGUUUAACCUUCCGUUUGGUCCUGCAGGUGAGUGUGUACUGAACCAUGGGGCGGAUCUUCCUGGACCACAUCGGGGGCACACGCCUCUUCUCCUGCGCCAACUGUGACACUAUCUUGACAAACCGCUCAGAACUCAUCUCCACCCGCUUCACCGGAGCCACCGGCAGAGCCUUCCUCUUCAACAAGGUGGUGAACCUGCAGUACAGCGAGGUGCAGGACCGAGUGAUGCUGACGGGCAGACACAUGGUGCGAGAUGUCAGCUGUAAGAACUGUAACAGCAAGCUGGGCUGGAUCUAUGAGUUUGCCACCGAGGACAGCCAGCGCUACAAGGAGGGCCGCGUCAUCCUGGAGAGAGCACUCGUCAGGGAGAGCGAGGGCUUCGAAGAACAUGUCCCCUCUGACAAUUCCUGAGCUGAUGCUCAAAAUACUCACUCAUCCCUACGCCCCUGCCCUAACCCUCCAUAGCCCCAAGCUCAUUAUUCCAGACACUGGUCAAUAGUCUAGGCUCCACCCACAGCUUUGACCUAGCUAGGACUUUUUGACCUCUCCUGAUUGGCUGGAUCUCUUGAUGCGUUGUUGGCCUCUCCUAAACCCCAGCUCUCUUUCAAAGACCACCUUCUGUCACCUAGAGACAUCGACAGGCCCGCUUUCACAUAGCUAUGGACUCCAUGCACACGUGCAAACACAGGAUUUUGAAGGCAACUACACACACUGCAAGGCACACAGACUCAUAUUUACAUACUUGACAUGCUCACAUGCAUGAUUAGUAGAUUUAUUCACUGACUGGAUAUUUUGUCAACGUUACAGCUGCAGUCACUAUAACUCCCUCCCAGUGUUGUGUGUACUGUGUAUCCUUAUCCUCUAUCUGGCUGCUGUGCCUGUGCAUGUAUUGUGAGGACCUUCUUGUUGUCAUGCACAUCCCCACAAGUCCCUCCUUCUGUGUGUGAGGAGUGCGAGCAGCCUAUUGCCUCUUAGUAAGUGAGGAGCUGAGCAGGGUAGUAUCAUGCCCAAAGACUGGUGGCCUGCUGGGCUGGCCUUCAUAUGAACUGUUGCUGUUCCUCCCAAUUUCUGACAAUUCCCAGCCAGUUGGAAUGAAGGGAUCUGUGUUCUCUGUCAUGCUGUUCUUUGUUUCCAAUCCCUGCCCAGGUUAAUGUACAAUAGAUAGAAGAAAAAGAAACACACCUAUUAAGACGAGGUGCUGGCUAGCGGAGUAGAAACUUGAAAAUAAAAGAGCCGCACACUAGGAGCUCAGAUGCAAAAAUUUAAUACCAACGUUUCGACAGCUAUUUUCAAUAGAUAGAAAUAACACAUGAUAAUCAGAAAUUAUUAUAAUUGUAUUAAUGGUUAGUAUCAUUAUUGUAUUUUUAUUCUCAGAUGAGUCAUUGUUUUAACUGGUUUGCUUUUCAAAUCAGUUUAUUAGUCGAGUACACAGAUGUGCAGGUGUUAAAGCACCUCCAACAGUACAGUAGAAUGUCACGUGAAUACAAUACAAAUAUAUAUUUUUUAAUUAACCAAGAAAUUACAGAAUGAGUAUAAAAAAAUAUUACUUUUAUUAUGAUUUUGUUUUUCUUUAUGUAUUUUUUCUUGAUAUGAGGUAUAAAAAAAGAGUAAGAUUGUCUCUUUUUCCAGUUAUCCUGCUUGGGCAAUUUUUCGUCUGUAGUGAUGAUUUCUGAAUAAAGUGUGUAUUCUUGCUAAAAGUAAAGUUUCCAAAUGUUGUUUGGUACAGUUUUAGCUUUAGAGCACUAGAUGGCACCAGAACUGAUUACAUACUAAAAAUACAAUGCGUGUUUUGAUGUGACUAUGGUUAUCCUAUAGACCAGUGGAUUCCAAACUGUAAUAGUAGAAUGCACAACAUGCAAUUUCGAAAUUGGGUAGUGCAUCAUCAGUUCCUAUUGUCAUGUUAGUCAUUGCAUACCGUAGAGAGCUAUUUAUAACCUGUCAGAAAUGUCCAGAUCAACUAGCCUAUGUCAGCUAAGGUUUUUUAAUUUUGUUUUUUUAGCCCAGAGAUAUUGUUGUACUAUUUUGUCACUCAAAUGUCACAUGAAAACACAUUAGACAUGGCCAAAUGUAUAGAAUUUAAAGAAAAUUUGCUUUAGUUAAACUGAAAAAUGUUCUUUGCACCCCAUGACAAUAUGUGUAGAAUUGCAGGAAAUAAGCUUUAAACCUGCACAAUUCUCUCUGCAAACAAGAGGGGUGACAUUUUGUGUCACGAACAGUGCUUGUGCCCGUAGAAAUAGAUGUGGUGCAGGGGGUGCGCAGGAGUUUCCCCAAUGCUGGAAGGGGGGCCCCAAGUAAGAAGGUUUGUGAACCCAGUGGAAGCGUUUAGACAGUGGAAGUGUUUGACAUUGCAGCUGGGUCGGGACUGAGUGAUCUACAAAUCGCCUUGCAUUAUAAAUAACCUCAAUAGUAUUUGGAGAUCAGUGAGUCAGUCACAAUUUACCCAAGAUGCAUCAGGGUUUCGAUGCUCUAAUACGGCCAAUGUCUUUUUAAUCGUUUUUUUAAUAGAAUGAGGGCUAGAUUCAAUCACAUCUGCCUUAACCUGCAAUAACCGAAAACAGAAUAGCAGAUUGAUUGUUUUUAUUAAAGUGAUGUUUGGAGGUGUAACUGCAUUGGGGUUGUCAAAUCAGCAAGUGUAUACAUAUUGCGGACAUUGUCAUUGGAUGUGCCGAGUUGCAUUAGUAAUAAUCCCAUGCAGCCUUGUUACAGGUUCGAACACAGGAAUGUGUUGUAAUCUAUUAGAUCCUUUUAUUUCGUAGAAUGAUUUUCAAUUUGAAUGUCAUUACUUCUAUAUAGCCUAUAUUUCACGUUCUGAAUUUUGAGUUCAGCCUAGUAUGGUUCUCAAUCAGAGGCAGAUGUCGUUAGUUGUCUCUGAUUGAGAAUCAUACAUAGGUAGCCUGGGUUUGACUUUUGAGUUGUGGGUGUUUGUUUCCGUGUGAGUGU